AUGUCCUCUCCAACCGGUUCGUUAGGUCCUUCAUCCGCUCAACCCAUAACACCUCUCAAACUCACUCCCUUUCUCAAAACCUUUCUUACACUCAUGUAUUGGGAACCUUUUAUUUAUGAAAUGUUCUUUGGUAUGAUCCUCAUGCUAUUUCCCAACGUUCGUUUUGUAUUGGGAAGUUUCAUGCCUCAACAUUUAGUAGAAGUAUUAAUGAGCGGAGGAGGAAUAACCACACCAUCGACGACAAGUACUCUAUAUACAAACAACGAGUUACGACAAUGGAUCUUUUUCUUUAUUCGCUCAUUGGGAAUGUCAUUAUUUGCCUUUGGUUGCAUUCAUCAUUUACUCCUUCGACAUUGCUAUAAGGAAAUGGCUCACUCCAACAGUUCCUAUUUGAUUGAGAAAGUUCCCCUUUUUCACAAGACCAUAUUCGCUCUCUGUGUUGGAGAUUUACUUUAUAUUGGAUUGGUUUGGAAAUAUAUUUUCAGUGAUACUUUGCCUAAUAAUUUAUUACUUGUUGGAGCAGAUGUGUUGGGUAUUCGGGAUUUCUUGUUUCCCAUUCUUCCAGUGUUAUUCCCAACUGCUCUUACCUUAAUCGUCAUGUUAUUGAGAGUGGUCUUCUUACUCAACUAUUCGAGUGGGAAAGUUCUGGGAAUGGGUUGGGAUCAAUUUCAACAGGAUACAACAGAACAUACUCCUUCAAUUCAACAGCAGCAACACAUUCGAAGAAUUCAUGUGGAAUAA
Molecule: messenger RNA, 741 nt
Organism: Naegleria lovaniensis
Lineage: Eukaryota; Heterolobosea; Eutetramitea; Acrasida; Naegleriidae
Exons: 1
Coding region: 1-741 (246 amino acids)
Source: RefSeq, a predicted model, not a curated record